Kockovaella imperatae is the source of this 1055-nucleotide messenger RNA. RefSeq lists its product as hypothetical. Gene Ontology annotation, cellular component: mitochondrion; membrane; cytoplasm. NCBI's taxonomy places the organism in Eukaryota, Fungi, Basidiomycota, Tremellomycetes, Tremellales, Cuniculitremaceae. The transcript has 10 exons. The coding region runs from base 347 to 916 and encodes 189 amino acids. The record is from RefSeq and is a predicted model, not a curated record.
GGAAGGUGAGCGCGAAGCAAGGUGACGCUAACCAAGGCCAGUUGAGAGAUAUUUUGAGCUUGUGUAGAUUCAGGCUGGUCUCGCUAUAUGCAUCAUGAUGCGUGGUUCAUUCUCGCCGUGAAAUCGCCGAGGAAUUAGAAACAGUUGGAAAAUCGUAUCUACGCAAUGUACACGAGAGCCCUGUCGACGACAUUUCUUGACGUUUGCGCACGACGAAGGCACAAUCUAAGUCAGCUAGGCUUCUCCGAAUCGACGAAGUAGCCCUCUUACCACCCCGCCAAAAGUCUGUUUAGUCUCCCUUUGUUCCCUCAAUAUCACCAAAAGCUCGGCUCCACCAGCUCCCACCAUGUCGCGUCUGCUUGGGGCGUAUCAGUCGCUCUUGACUAACAGACCUUUCAUGGGCAAUAUGUUGACCUCAGCGGUACUCUUUGCUACGGGUGAUAUCAUCGCUCAGCAGGGUAUUGAGAAGAAAGGGUGGAAGAAUCACGAUGUUGCGCGGACUGGCCGAAUCAUCUUCUGGGGAGGUGGAUUAUUCGCUCCGGCCGUUACAGUCUGGUUCAGACAGCUGCAAAAGAUCCCUAUUCAGUCCAAAUGGGGUGGAGCUAUCGUUCGAACGUCUCUCGAUCAAUUCUUGUUCGCGCCUGUGGUCGUGACUGGCUUCUUCACCGUCAUGACAUUGCUGGAAGGCAAGGACAUGAACGCUGUCAAGCAGAAAUGGAAUGCACAAUUCGUUCCCACCCUGCAAGCUAACUGGGGAGUAUUCAUUCCUACCCAGCUGAUCAACAUGGCCUUUGUUCCCCUGCAAUACAGACUGCUCGUCAUCAACGCUGUCAACAUUCCAUGGAACGCCUACUUGUCCCUGCAGGCCGCCAAGAAGGGACCUGUGGAGGAGAUCAAGGAGAAAGUCAAGCUCUAAACAAGAAACGGACAUUGCAUGCAGAACGUCGACGGCCCUUCAGUCGUCAUCCUCGUUCCCGUUCUCAUCCUCGUCAUCGUCAUCAUUAUCGCCGGCCGGAACAGAGAUAAAAUCGUUCAAUCUGGUUGUUAGUGACCGC